This is a messenger RNA of Durio zibethinus, 1328 nucleotides long. Its product is annotated as transcription factor AS1-like. The record is from RefSeq and is a predicted model, not a curated record. Lineage: Eukaryota; Viridiplantae; Streptophyta; Magnoliopsida; Malvales; Malvaceae.
ACUUCAUUGACUAACCCGUCUUCAAAAAUCUUCCAAAAACUUCAAUUCUAAAAACUUCUUUUCUUCCUUUUCUUUCUGAAGGGCAUGAUGAUCUUCAAAUGAAAGAGCGGCAACGUUGGCAACCAGGAGAAGACGCACUCCUCAAAGCCUAUGUCAAACAAUAUGGCCCAAAAGAAUGGAACCUUAUUUCACAACGCAUGGGAAAACCUCUUAACCGUGAUCCAAAAUCCUGCCUGGAACGUUGGAAAAACUAUCUCAAACCAGGCAUCAAAAAAGGGUCCUUAACUCUGGAAGAGCAAUCCCUAGUCAUCUCCCUCCAAGCGAAGUACGGCAACAAGUGGAAGAAAAUAGCCGGCGAAGUACCUGGCCGUACACCGAAAAGACUUGGCAAGUGGUGGGAGGUUUUCAAAGAAAAGCAGCUCAAACAAUUGCAGAAGAAUCAAGGCAGGAUAGAAUUUUCCCCCGAAGGUACUAGUAGUACUAUUACUCCGCCUGCAUCUUCAUCUCCAGGUCAAUACGAUCACAUUCUCGAAACCUUUGCCGAAAAAUACGUUCAACCAAAUAACAAUUUUUUUGCUAAUUAUUCCACCAUAAAUUUAUCUCCCAUUAUGCCUCCCACCAUUUCCUUACCUGACCCUGACCCAGUUCUCUCACUCGGUUCGGGAAGUUCAGGGACUGCCAGGACGUCGUCUUCUGUUGUUUUGCCACUCUGGAUGAAUCACAAUCACCCUUCUUCGUUGUCAUCUUCAACUUCAUCCACCACUCCAUCCCCGUCUGUGAGCUUGUCGCUAUCGCCAGGAGAGGCGGGUCUUGACCCGGACUUGAUCCGGUUCAUGCCGGGCCAAGUUAGUACCAUGGUGCAAUACUGUAAGGAGUUGGAGGAAGGGAGGCAAAGCUGGAUGCAACAUAAGAAGGAAGCAACGUGGAGACUGAGCAGGUUGGAGCAGCAGCUUGAGUCAGAGAAGGCAAGGAAAAGGAGAGAAAAGAUGGAGGAGAUAGAGUCAAAGAUAAGGUCCUUGAGAGAAGAGGAGAUGGCGUUUCUUGGGAGGAUUGAGAGUGAGUGUAAAGAGCAGUGGAAUGUUUUACAAAGAGAUGCUGAAACCAAAGAAACUAAGCUAAUGGAAGCCUGGUGUAGUAAGCAUGUUAAGUUGGCUAAGCUUAUGGAGCAGAUUGGUUGCAGUGCUCAAUCUCCACCUUGACUUCACCUAAAAAAUGUUUUACAUCAAAAUAUUUUGUUUAUCAUCAUAUGCUUUGAAAAUUUGUCUUUAGCUUUGGUUUUGGUGUUGAUGUUUAUGUUCUUCUGUCAUUUAUGCUUCUUGAAUCUUUGA